AUGGGACUGUCCCGUACUUCCCGUAUCUCUCUUCUCCUCGCCAUCGACGUCUGUUUUUUCUUCGUCGAGCUCAUCGUCGGAUAUGCGGUUGGAUCCCUCGCGCUCGUGGCAGACAGCUUCCACAUGCUAAACGAUGUAGUCAGCUUGAUAAUUGCACUAUAUGCUAUCAAGCUGACUGCCCAAUCAACACCCAACACACAAUAUUCCUAUGGCUGGCACAGGGCUGAAAUCUUGGCCGCUUUGGUCAAUGGUGUCUUCCUCCUCGCCCUUUGUUUCACAAUCACGCUCGAGGCCCUUCAGCGAUUUUUCUCCACGCCUGAGAUUUCCAACCCGCGUCUCGUCGUGAUCGUCGGGUCUCUAGGCCUGGCCUCGAACAUUGUCGGCUUAUUCCUUUUCCAUGAACAUGGCCACUCCCACUCUCAUGACCACUCUCAUUCAUCGAGCAACACCCCAUCCAAAACACCGACGAUUCAUCGCUCUAGCAUCUCGCGGCCGCGGUCAUCCUUCGAUGCCCGUCCCGUCGAUGGCCAGGCCGCUGUCGACGAUGCUGCAGACGCAGACGCACCUCCGCCCGCUAGCGAUGGGGCGCUCGUGAACGAGCGGACACCGCUUCUGCAUACCGCAUCGCACCAUUCGGCCGAAGGAGACGUAACGCCGCCCAGUGAGGAGUGGUCCUCUCACGGCCAUGCUCACUCACACGGAGGGUCCAUGAACAUGAAGGCGCUUCUCCUGCAUGUGUUGGGAGACGCCUUGGGGAAUGUCGGCGUAAUAGCAACUGGGCUCAUCAUCUGGCUCUCCUCUUGGAGCUUCAAGUUCUAUUUUGACCCGAUUAUCAGUCUUGUUAUCACCGUAAUCAUUUUCCACUCUGCGCUCCCACUGGUCCGCAGCACCUCUUUCAUCCUGCUUCAAGGGGUACCUUCGGAGGUUUCUUUGGAAGACGUGCGGACGGCUAUUCUAAACGUCGAUGGCGUUCUCUCCGUGCACGAGCUCCAUAUCUGGCAACUUUCCGAAUCCAAGAUAAUCGCCUCCGUUCACGUCACCUCCUCCCGCAACCACGACUUUAUGCCCGUGGCCGCGAAGAUCCGGCAGGUUUUGCACCAACACGGCAUACAUUCGAGCACGAUCCAGCCGGAGUACCACCCGACCAGAGAGGCCAUCCCAGACGAGUUCUUGAAGACUUCGGAAGAUACAUCGUGUCUGAUUUCGUGCCCACCAGAUCAGGCGUGCGGUGCGGACCACGCGUGUUGUCCCCCCGUCAACAGCCUGACCGACGCUCCGUAAAUCGUUACACGUUGGCAUUCCUGAAUUACUCUGGAUAUCCCUACUUUAUAUACGUGAUGUAAAACACCGCACACAUUUUGUCUUCUCCGAUUACAGUAUCGCAUCC
Heterobasidion irregulare TC 32-1 is the source of this 1387-nucleotide messenger RNA. RefSeq names its product zinc transporter. Bases 1 to 1281 code for a protein of 426 amino acids. NCBI's taxonomy places the organism in Eukaryota, Fungi, Basidiomycota, Agaricomycetes, Russulales, Bondarzewiaceae. The transcript is spliced from 10 exons. The record is from RefSeq and is a predicted model, not a curated record. Gene Ontology annotation, biological process: intracellular zinc ion homeostasis; zinc ion transmembrane transport. Gene Ontology annotation, cellular component: membrane. Gene Ontology annotation, molecular function: zinc ion transmembrane transporter activity.